Molecule: messenger RNA, 546 nt
Organism: Pseudocercospora fijiensis CIRAD86
Lineage: Eukaryota; Fungi; Ascomycota; Dothideomycetes; Mycosphaerellales; Mycosphaerellaceae
Exons: 4
Coding region: 1-546 (181 amino acids)
Source: RefSeq, a predicted model, not a curated record
AUGAGAAUAGACGAUAGCCAAUUGUCAAUUCCCAACGACGGAGGUCUAAGCAAGGCGGCGUGGCAGGAAAUUUUGAUCGAGCUUUAUCGGGCGAGGAGAUCUGGCAAAGGAGUCUUCUUUAGGCACAUGGCAGCAGAGGCCGUCGCAGUAGCCCUGACUGCCGUCGCAUUCCUUUUCCGAGCGCAUCUUGGAGGGCGUGAUAUUUUUGCCUCCAAGCAACCAAGUUCCGGAAAAAUUCUGGCCUUAGGCAUGAAACAUGGUCAUAGCUCCAAAUUAAAGUUUGCGAACCUCACUUCUCAACUUGCUUCGACCGACAAACCUAUUCCUUUCCCUCAACAUCGACUUUCUUUCAUCGGCGCAUCAACAAUCUCGGCCCUCGCAGAGGCAGAGAGCGGCUUCUUCAGGUCAAAAGCCAAUGGUGUCGGCGCGAUCGAGGUCUCCCGGCCAGAGGAAUCAGACAAGCAAUCGCGUAUUUCUGGCAUGACGACAUGGGCAGAAUGCGAGCAGUGCUCAUGUGCUCAGGGGGGGGGGGCUCACGUUGUGUAA